Molecule: messenger RNA, 1649 nt
Organism: Panonychus citri (citrus red mite)
Lineage: Eukaryota; Metazoa; Arthropoda; Arachnida; Trombidiformes; Tetranychidae
Gene: Pstk
Product: L-seryl-tRNA(Sec) kinase-like
Exons: 1
Coding region: 507-1589 (360 amino acids)
Molecular function (GO): kinase activity; tRNA binding
Source: RefSeq, a predicted model, not a curated record
AAAAAAGGUUUAAAUUUUAUUACAAAUUAAUUUCAUUAAAUUUACAAAAUGAUUUUACAUUUUGUAAAUUUAAUUAUAAUUUAAAUGAAUGAAAUUAUUAUUCGGAAGAAUUGAAAACAAUUUAAUUAAUUAGGGCAACACGGAAGUGAUUAUAUUCUUGUUGUAAUAAUUAAUAAGCUUAUUUGAAACAAUUAACAAUCACAAUUUGUCCUUUCAAAAUCUCAGUAAAAUUUUCACUCAAUUUGCAUAAUUAUGACACAUAAAUUGUUUAGGAUUUUACACUUGAAUCCAAAAUCGAUAAUCAAUCAAUUGCUAUCAAUCAAUUAAACGAGAAAAAAAUGACUUAAAGAUGUAAUUGAUUCAUUUCUGUUUACCAAAACAGUUUUUUUUUCACUUCUACUCUGUUGAUCAGCUGAUUUUCCUUUGAUGUGUAAUUGAUCCUCAUUUCUGUCAAUUGUUGUUCACAAUUUGUUUGUGUUAAUUGUGAUUUAAACGAGUGAUUAACGAUGAAAGGUUGCAUUGUUUUGAUAAUUGGUCUUCCAGCCAGUGGUAAGUCAACAUUUACAACAAGAUUAGUUAAUUAUAUUAACCGAAAUCAUGUUGACAUGAAAUGUUUGUAUUUAGACUUUGAUAAAGUGAUUCCAUUGGAGAAACAGAAGUUAAUUGUUAAUCAAUUAGAUUCGUCAUCAUCAUCAUCAUGGAAAGAGAAUAGAAAAUAUUUCAUCUCUUCAUGUGAAACUUAUUUAUCUCUUCUAAUUAAUUCACCAAAUUCAUCUCAUGGAUCAAUUCCAAUUAAUGAAACAACCAAAUAUCUUGAGAAGAUCAUCCAACAAAUUCCCUUGGAAAAUAUUGAACAUUUUGAUUAUUUCUGUUUGAUUGUAGAAGAUAAUUUCUAUUAUAAAUCGAUGAGAGAACAAUUUUUCCGUUUAUCAAGACAAUUUAAACUUGGCCUUUCACUGAUUACAAUCAACACUCCAAUCGAUUCCUGUUUGAGACGAAAUAAAAUAAGGUCAAAUUUUGUAGAUGAAAAAAUAAUCAUCCGAAUGGCUGAUCGCUUUGAGAGACCCAAAAAGGAUGAAUUUGGUGUUAACGUUGGUAACGAAAUACAAUUGAUGGAGAUUAGUUAUGACGAUGAUGAUGAUGAUCAAUUGGAAGAUGAAAAUUAUGAUGUAACCAUUAGAUUAAUACGAAAAGCUUGUGAAACUCCGAUAGAGAAUCAAAUUCAAGAUGAUGAUGAUGCUCACAAUCAACAGGAAUCAAGAGAAAUGUCCAGAAAGGUAACAGCAAAUAAUUUGGUUCACAGAUUUGAUAAAUUAUUAAGAUUAAGUGUAAACAGGAUGAUGGUUAAUCCAAUGGUAGUUAAUUGUAAUCAUGGUAAUAUUGGUAAACAGCUUUCAUCAAUACGAAAAGUAUUGUUGAAAAAAUUUCUUAAUAAUCAAUUGGAUCCUGAUUUUGGUGAAGCCUUGAUUAAGGAGGAAACGUUGAACCAAAGAUUAAUUGAAAUGGUUUGCAAUUUGAUUGAAUCACAAUUGGAAGAGAGGAAAACACUGAUUAUUGGAGGAAGUGGUGGAAAAGGUGAUUGCAUUUAACACUCAAUUGUGGAUUUUGUUUUUGGAUGUUAAUAAAUCUGUAAAAUUUGAUUAUGUAAA